AUGGCAAACCGCCUCAAGGUCCUUCUUCCGCAGUUCAUAAACAAAGCUCAAGGAGCCUUUGUGGGAGGCCGUAGCAUUGGUGAAAACAUCCUUCUAUGCCAAGAGCUUAUGCAGGGAUACCAUAAGGACACUCUUGAAAAGAAAUGUGCCAUAAAGAUUGAUAUUAUGAAAGCUUAUGACUCUUUGAAUUGGGAUUUCUUACUUGCUGCUCUUAAUACCAUUGACAUACCGCAAACUUUCAUAACUUGGAUAAGGAGUUGCAUCACUAGUCCUAAGUUUUCAGUGGGCUUAAAUGGUGAACUUGUGGGCUUCUUCAAAAGUACUAGGGGGCUAAGAGAGGCUAGUUUAGAUGACCUUUGGUAUAUGAGGAACCAUCUCACAUGGAGUAAUUGCAGUGAAGGGCAAAGGAGGAUAGCUUGUAAAUUGGAUAGAGCACUUGUCAAUGAAUAUUGGAGAGAUGCCUUUGUAGAUUCUUUUGCUAACUUUCUCAACCCUUCUAUCUCAGAUCACUCUCCAUGUAUUGUGACUUGUGGGGGUAUUGAAGAAAGGAGGAAGGUCCCUUUCAAAUUAUACAACAUGUGGGCGAAACAUGAAAGCUUCCUUAGUAUUGUUAGGGAGGCUUGGAAAGAGGAUUUCAGUGGCAGCCCUAUGUUCCAUCUUGUUAACAAACUUAAGAGAUUAAAAGGAGAAUUAAGGAAGGUAAAUAGGGAUGGCUUUUGGAAAAUUUCAGAUAAGGUGUUAGAAGCUAAAGAUAUGGUGGAGGAUAUUCAGAAUAGGCUUCAUAAUAACCCUUUUGAUGAAGACUUAGCUAAGGAAGAAAAGGUUUGGCUGGAGAAUUAUAGUAGGCUUAGUGGGGCAGAAGAAUCUUUGGCUUGCCAAAAAACAAAGGUCCAUUGGCUCAAAGAAGGGGAUCAAAACACCAAAUACUUCUUCAAAUGCAUUAAAGCUCACAGGAAUAGAAAUUAUAUUAAUGGUGUGUGCCUUGAAGAUGGAACUUUUGUAAGUGCCAUGGGAGAUGUAAAGAAGGAAUUUGUUAGCUACUUCAAGAAGGUACUCAACUCCUUGGAUUCAUGUAAUCCUAAUAUUGAAGAGAUUAAAAGGCUGGUUACUUUUCAAAUGAAGCCUCAAGAUAGGGAGACCAUGAUCAAGGAUGUGGAGGAGGAUGAAAUCAAAUCCAUAAUCUUUGCCAUGGACAACAAUAAAGCUACCGGUCCGGAUGGUUAUGGUGCAUAUUUUUUUGCAAGGACUAUAGGCCUAUAG
This is a messenger RNA of Mangifera indica (mango), 1260 nucleotides long. RefSeq lists its product as uncharacterized. The record is from RefSeq and is a predicted model, not a curated record. The coding region runs from base 1 to 1260 and encodes 419 amino acids. The transcript is spliced from 2 exons. NCBI's taxonomy places the organism in Eukaryota, Viridiplantae, Streptophyta, Magnoliopsida, Sapindales, Anacardiaceae.